UUGCAGCUCUAGUUCGUAUAGCGCGGGAAUGCCGAGUCGCACGUGCUGUCGCCGGAAUAUAAAUUAUCCUCGCGCGCGAAUAUUGUUGUGCUUCGUUGUGAUUUAGCCAGAUUUAGCAAGCAGUGGUUAUGGCGCGCUCAUUUUAUUGGCCAUAAUCAAUUUAUAUUUAGUAUUUGCGACCAGGCAAAGGUUCGCGGAUUCGGAGUCAUAAAGUGACUGAGGUUCGAAGUCAUAAAGUGAACGACUUUCAGUUCACUUAUCCCAUGUGUUGGAGUAUGUCUCAGACUCGGAGUAGCAGACUUUCUGUGAUCAUCGAAAAAAUGGCUCGCGAAAAGGAGCAAACUAAUCGGGCCCAAACAAUGCUGGACGAAAUAUCGAGGAAAGGAGGCGGUGUCAGGGCCGACGGUUGCGACACAGACGACACGGGUGACACCAUCGGCACAAUCGCCACCACCAAUGGCAGACUGUCUCCUGAGAUGACUGACCGCAGUCCGAAGGAGGACGACUCGUCCUCGGGCAACCGGGACGAGGAGGACGAGCAGGAGGACGACGAGGACACCGACGACCGGGAGGAUGCCAAGUUCGACCCGGAGCGCCUCAAGGCCUUCAACAUGUUCGUAAGGCUGUUUGUGGAUGAAAACCUGGACCGUAUAGUGCCCAUCAGCAAACAGCCCAAAGAGAAGAUCCAGGCUAUCAUCGACUCGUGCAGUCGGCAGUUUCCCGAAUUCGUCGACCGCGCGAGGAAACGACUCCGCACCUACCUCAAGUCCUGCCGGCGCCACAAGCGGAGUCGCGAGCUGGCCGGUCUGGACUCGGCCGCUGCGCGCGCCAGCCGGCCCACGCCGCCCCACCUGACCUCCGUGCAGGCCGAGCAAAUCCUGGCGCAGGCCUGUGAGAACGAGAGUCAGAACGCCAAGCGGAUGCGACUCGGCCUGGAGCCCAUCAGUCAGCCGCUGCAGCAGCCCGUCAGCAGCCCGCAGCUCACCACCACGGUCGCCAGUGACCGCAGCGCCACAUACGAGGUGGCCAGCCGGCUGGCGGCAGCCCCGGCCGGCGCGGCGGCGGCGGCGGGCGCCGGGGCGCACCCGCUCGUACCCGACCAGCCCGUGUCGAGCGCCACCGAACAGCUGCCGGCGGCCGGCCUGCAGUACCAGCCCAACUUCUCGCAGGCGUUCGGGCAGAUGUUCUCCGGCAUGCUGCCCGUGACCGGCUUCCAGAUGCCGUCCAAUGGGAAAGUGGGUGACCUGUUCGCGAAGAAGGCGGCGCCGCGACCACAGCUUUCCCCAGCCGAGGUGGCCGCCGUGCGCGUCCUGGUCAACGGCUACCGCGAGUCGGCAAACUUCCUCUGCCGCUCGGCGGACGAGCUCGAACUACUGAUUCAGCAGUCGGGCCACUAGGCGGCACCACCGUCGCCGCGUUUCAGACGAGCUUCGAACGGCGCUUCUACGUCUGCUCAGGGCGGUCCCGCUGCGUUAUGGCAAGCGGAUGGGCUAAGAUGGAGGAGAACAUGACGUGGGGUCUGGGGAGGGUUGAAUGUUGAGCAUGUAUUGAUGUCGAACUCACCUCGACGUACGUAUGUUUGCCGACAUCACUUUCCUGCCGUGGUGUGACGUCAUUUUCGCUGGAUGACGUCAUUUGUGUGCCAUGUGACGUCACGUUCAGCGGGGCUGUUCAUUGAUCUCGCGGUGUGUAUAACUGGGACAAUCUGGCUGCUGUGUGUCCGCUGGUGUUUUGUUUGGAUCUGUCGCCACGGUACACAGAUCCGCCCGGCUGGGUCGACCUGGUCCUGGUCCUGUUCGAUUGGUCCUGGUCCGGAGUGGUCCGCGGACCGGACCUGCCGCCGGGCGCAGCGGAAAUAUCACCGGUACCGUCCUCAGUAUGCGUCGGUCAGUGUCUGCGUACGCCGCUUUCUAGACGUGUUCCUAGCCGUAAGCUCGCGCGAUGUCGGCCCCCGACCCCGGGCGGCGGCGGUGUGAUGCUGCUGUUCGGGACUCGGAGUCCUGUUGUCCUCAGUCGCAGUCUUCCGGCGGUCCGCUGGGACGGCAGUGGUGCGCGACAGACCGGCCGGCCGCCGUUCGAUGUGGUGUGCCGCGGACGGUCCGCGAUCCGGACCGUGAGACACUGGCGGUCUGCAGCGAUCGACCAGUGCCGACGGCCGAAUGUAUGUGGCCCCAGAGUACCUCUGUGUUAUCAUUUCCAUUGUGGCGAAGAAUACACAUAUUUUCGUGUUGGU
Amphibalanus amphitrite is the source of this 2233-nucleotide messenger RNA. RefSeq names its product nucleolar protein 4-like. The coding region runs from base 264 to 1397 and encodes 377 amino acids. The transcript has 9 exons. Lineage: Eukaryota; Metazoa; Arthropoda; Thecostraca; Balanomorpha; Balanidae. The record is from RefSeq and is a predicted model, not a curated record.